CCAUCUCUUCAGAGUCUGCCUAGACUUUCUGCGCACGGUUAAAAAACUGAAAUGCAGAAACGAACAGAAAUAAAAACAUUAACGUCUGCCCAAGCGUGGCAUGACCAGUGGCAUUAUUAGUCACCAUCAUUUUAAACCGUGUGUAGGCGGUUUAUUAGAUCAUAUACUAUAUAAAAGCCAUUUAAAGAAGAACUAUCGCUGGACAAGUAUUCCACGCCUGUAGCUGUUGAAGAUGUACCAACUACUGAUCUUGGCCACGGUUGCACUCUGUGCUUCAGGCGGUAAAGUGCACAUCAACGAUGAAGCAUGCGGAAUUGGCAGACCCGCCGUUAUUGAGAAGAAUUCGGGUAUGAUUACAUUUCCAAAAUACAAGAGCAAUCAAGACUGUGCGUGGAGGAUAGUCGUUCCAGCAGGAAAGGUGGUACUGUUGACAUUCGACAAGCUGUCUGUUGAGGUACCUCGUGGCCAGAGUACCUGUGGUUAUGACAGUCUGAACAUCUAUGAUGGCGACAGUGCUACUGCCAAGAGAUUGCAAACCAUGUGCGGUUAUUCUUCAGCCAGCUAUCUGUCCAAGUUUAAUAUUACAAGUAGUGGACGUGAAGUGUUCCUUACUUUCAAGUCAGAUGAAGGAGGAAACCGUGCUGGAUUUAUUGUCAAUUUUAAAGCUAUUGAGAAGCCAGCCCCGUCAGCCUGUAGUGGUGGAGUCACCCUUACCAAGCCGGGGGCCACGCUCGCCCCCCUGAUGAGCUACCGUAAGGGGAAAUUCUACGUGGGUUACAGGGAUGAUCUGGACUGCACUUGGACCAUAACUGCGCCUUCUGAUAACUACAUUAUUCUAUACUCGGAGCCCAUGAACAAGUACAGACCAGACGAGAAAUACAUCGAUAUUGAAGACAGCAGUGACUGCAGCUUGGACGCACUGAGCGUCACCGAGGACGGCGUUUCUAAGAAGUACUGCGGUAAACGGACUCUUUUCUAUGUCUCCAACGGCAACACUAUCAAGGUGCACUUUGCCUCGGAUGAAUCCACAAAUAAAAGAGGGUUUAAGUUAGGCUAUGAAUUUAAACCCAAAACAAAAGAAGAGGACCAGAUGAAAGGCUGUGUAGCCCCUAUGACCUUGACGGCGCCAGUUGUCUUAAAUCCGUUCAAAGAUAUGAAAAAUUACAGCAAUGGCCUUGACUGCACUUGGGUUCUACAAGCCCCGCAAGGAAAGCAACUCAAACUCCUCCUGUCUGAGAGCAACAUGCGACCAAAAGACUUUUUAGUCAUCGAAGAAAAGAGCCACGCCAUAUUUUUAGCAAAUGAAGCCACCGUAACCCCUCAGACGAUAUUCUCAUCCAGUUCGACCUUGACCGUCCAGUUUAAAUCCGAUGAAAAAGAGACAGGACCCGGGUUUGUUCUCAGCGUCGACCUGUUGGACAAAGCCGUUGACAAACUUCAAGCAGACGACACCCAAGAAAUGAAAGAAAAGAGCGAUACAAAUUCAGGUGCAAUAGUUUUGAUCCGAGAGCUAAUUAAUGUGUUAAAGAAAAAGGAUUUUUAAGGUUCCCGUGUAUCCUUAAAAUAAAAUUGUACACAAAAAAUGAUCCAUUGGAGGCGCAGCAACGAUAAGAAUAUAUCGAAAACACUUAAUUCCUGGCGAUGAAAUUUACUUUAAUCUUUACAAUAUGACGGCUAUUAAUUUUGUGGUAAG
This is a messenger RNA of Lingula anatina, 1693 nucleotides long. Its product is annotated as protein tolkin. The record is from RefSeq and is a predicted model, not a curated record. NCBI's taxonomy places the organism in Eukaryota, Metazoa, Brachiopoda, Lingulata, Lingulida, Lingulidae.